Boleophthalmus pectinirostris (great blue-spotted mudskipper) is the source of this 3410-nucleotide messenger RNA. It is a transcript of the gene cracr2aa, whose product is annotated as calcium release activated channel regulator 2Aa. Lineage: Eukaryota; Metazoa; Chordata; Actinopteri; Gobiiformes; Gobiidae. The record is from RefSeq and is a predicted model, not a curated record. The transcript has 18 exons. Bases 341 to 2428 code for a protein of 695 amino acids. Gene Ontology annotation, molecular function: GTP binding; calcium ion binding; GTPase activity.
CCCGCCCUCUGCAAAGUUUGCUCUUGACAAAUUCCUGCACAGAGUUUGGGCUCGUGUAACCCACAGAGAGAAUCACAGAGAGAAAGAGGACAGAUCAGCUCCGACAUCUCACUCUAGAUUCUCACAACGAGACGCUUUCUUUACGUUUCUGCUCCCGGUUGCAUCUCCUAAUUAAAGAAGUGCGUGGUUGCUAAGAGAUGACGAAAUGCUGUGAUGUACGACGGCUCUCGCUCCUCUGUCCUCUCCUCCCUCUGCUCCCCCGACCCGCUCAGACCAUGUGAAGGACCAGUGGGAACUUGAUUCGUUUUCCGUCUUCAAACUCCAAACUUCUCCACGCGCCAUGGCCUCGUGCGCCUCCAGCGACGCGAGAAGGAGCAGCGUGGUCAUGUCGAAGGUGAGGACGGCGUGGAGGAGCCAGACGAGCAGAGACGAAGGGGACGGGAGGAAAAAUGGAGACGUUACGGGACAAAGCACCAUCCUUGAGUUCUUCCAGAUCUGUGACAGCGAAAACAAAGGAUUCAUCACGAGGAGGGACAUGCAGAGGCUGAACUCUGAGCUUCCUCUCACCGCCGACGAACUCGAGAAUGUCUUUGACACACUCGACUCAGAUGGAAAUGGAUACCUCACGCUGGACGAGUUCUCCUCAGGCUUCAGUGAAUUUUUGUUUGGACAAAAUGGCUCUGUAGAGGCAAAUAUGGAAGAGAAAAACCCGGGAAACGGCGAAGUGGAGACAGUGUACCAGGGCCAGUGGGAGGAGAGUCUGGUCAGUCCUGACGAUGAAGAGGAGCAGCACUUCACGAUGCUCAUGGAGAGUCUGGGAGCCAAUCAUAUCUUUGAAAAUCCCACAGAGAUCCGCAGUCUGUGGGCUCAGCUCCGGAGGGACGAGCCUCACCUCCUCUCCAACUUCGAGGACUUCCUGUCCCGAGUGACCUCACAGCUCAUCGAGGCCAACCAGGAGAAGAAUGAGAUGGAGAGCGCCCUCAAGAGAAAAGCAGCCACACACGACGAUGAGAUCCGGCAUCUGUACGAGGAGAUGGAGCAGCAAAUCAAAAACGAGAAGGACAAGAUCGUGUUACAGGACUACAAGCAGUUUCUGUCUCGGAGUCAGGACUUGGAGCUGCAGCUGUCGUCCAAAGAGAAAGAGCUGGAGCAAAUUUUUCAGAAGCAGAAGAGGCUGGAGCUCCAGUGUCAGGACCUCCACAGUGAACAGCACGAGACCAAAGAGGAGAACGUGAAGUUAAAACAGACGAACGAGGAGCUUCAGCGGGAGUUGGAGCACACGUCGCAGGAGCUGAGUCUGGCCCAGGAGCAGCUGCUGAUGCUGCAGAUGCAGUCGACACGGUUACACGAGGAGAAGGAGAUGGAAAUGUACACACUGACUGAAGGACUUCAACGGGAGCGAGCCAGUUUACUGAAACAGCUCGACCUGAUGAGAGAAAUGAACAAAUAUUUACGAGAUGAGAGAGACAUCAGUUUUCAGAAACCAAAGAAAAGCACCGGUUCUUUACGGACGUCUUCUUACUCUCAGUCUCCAAAAGGCUCCUCUUCAGACGUCUUCAGAAAUGAAGAUGAGACGGGCGCCGCCGCGAGGUUGGGCAGUGUCUCCUCAGAAGCUCCUCGAGGACAUUUCCAAAGAAUCAUCUCCAUAGAGGAAGAUCACCUGCCGCACCUGCUGCAGAACUGCCAGGUGCAGAGCCCUCUGAAGGAGUGCAGCGAGGGAGAGGAGGAGAACAUGGACCUGACCAUGAGUGAGAUCAUUCCACAGCCGAGAGACACUGAGACGCCGAUGUCUCCGAGAGGACAACCUGUGGGCAAAGAGACGAGUCUAAACGAGGAAGGCAGCUCCUCUCCCCCAGAUCGUCUGUUUAAAAUCAUAAUCGUUGGAAACUCAAGUGUAGGAAAGACCUCACUGCUCAAGAGGUUUUGUGACGACUGCUUCCACCCGGAUUCCUCUGCCACAGUGGGUAUAGACUACAGUGUAAAGACGAUUACGGUGGACAACAACCAAAUUGCUCUGCAGAUGUGGGACACAGCCGGACAGGAGCGGUAUCGCAGCAUCACCACACAGUUCUUCCGGAAAGCCGAUGGAGUGAUCGUGAUGUUUGAUAUCACAGACAUGUGCAGCUUCACCGCUGUCAGACAGUGGCUCACGAGCAUCAACGAGGCUGCAGGGGAUGACAUCGCCAUUAUGCUUUUGGGAAACAAAACGGACAAAGAAGAAGAGCGACAGGUGCAGACGAGGAUGGCUGAACGGCUCGCAAAGGAAUGCGAGAUGAAGUUUUUCGAGUGCAGCGCCAGCUCGGGACACAAUGUGAUGGACUCUAUGGUUCAUAUGGCCAGAAUUUUAAAGGAGCAGGAGGACAGAGCUAAAGAGAAGACGGUGACGCUUGUUAAUUCUCCCUCAGAGAAGAAGAAGUCGUGCUGCUGACCUGUGGGAGCCUUGAGUCUGGACUCUGUGGGCCUGUUUCUAACACUGUGAACACUGGAGCCACAUCCAAAUACACUUUAACCUUUUGUCAAACUUUAAACGGCUCAUAUUACACUGUUUUCUAUAUGUUCUAAUGUUGUUUCCUCUUCAAAAACAGACCUGGAGUUGUGUUUUGUUUCAUUCUCACAGGUUUAACACACAAACUCUGCAGAUUUAGACUGAGUUCUUCUCUCAAAUGGAAAACACUCCACCUUGUGUUGGCACUUGGUAACACAGGAAGUGCUUGACAGUUUUUAAACUCCACACUUUGAAUCAUUUGGAUAAUUUCAGAUCUGGAGUUGCCAAUCUCUACUGAACUAAAGAUAAAGGUAGCUGGUAACUUGAAAACUACCACAACAUGACAUCACAAAGUGGAAGAGAGCAUUUUGAACUUUAGAGAUGUACACAGACUAACAAUAAAAUGUCACUCAAACACGUGUGAAUGAAACAAAACACAACUCCAGGUGUGUUUUUGAUGAGGAAACAACAUUCUAACACGGCUUAAAGCUCAGAAAAGUGAGUUUUGUGUUGUACAGAACCUUUAAGGUGGAUUUUCCCAAGACACUUUUGACACAAAUGUUCACACUCACACUAUUUUCUUUAUUAAUUACACAAUGAAGUAAUUUAUAAUUGUAACACGUGUGGUUUUGUAUCACAAAAGUUUUUCAUUUGAAUCAAACUAUGUUUAAAUGUAUAUAUUUAUCUAUAGCUAAGAGGUUUCCAUUAUGUUGUAUAAAAAUAUUUAUUAAAGUUGAUAUAAAUGUCAUUAAUGUAGGAGCACAGAUUUCCAAUGUAAAAAGCCCCAGGGGUGAAGUUCAGUUGUAUUUAUAGAUUCAUAUUUAGGUUGUAUCUAAAUAUUGUAAAUAUGAUAUUUUUAGGUCUGAAAAUGAAACUGAAAAUGUGUUCUGGUGCACAAUAUAAUAUUUGAAAAAAAUUUGAACAA